Molecule: messenger RNA, 822 nt
Organism: Tripterygium wilfordii
Lineage: Eukaryota; Viridiplantae; Streptophyta; Magnoliopsida; Celastrales; Celastraceae
Product: autophagy-related protein 8C
Exons: 6
Coding region: 302-661 (119 amino acids)
Biological process (GO): cellular response to nitrogen starvation
Source: RefSeq, a predicted model, not a curated record
CGUCAGAUAGAGGUGGUUAUGCUUGCGAGGACGGACGAUCACAAAAGGAGUUUCCUUGAAUCACAGGCAACUGGCCGAUAAAUAUACAAAAACUGCAAGUAUAGGUUUCGUGUUGGAAUCUAAAGGGUACCCCUAUUAAGCUAAUCCUAUUUAAAACAAUUCUCUAUGUUUUCUCUCUCCGCCCCCUUUAAAGUUCUCUUUCCUUGAUCGAUUGAUCAAUCAACCAAGCUCAAUUCUUGGAACCCUAAUUGCUUAAUCAAAGUUUCUUGCUUUCGUGUUGGAGUGUCGUGCAAGUCUCGCCAUGGCCAAAAGCUCCUUCAAGCUCGAACAUCCAUUGGAGAGGAGACAAGCUGAAGCUGCUCGCAUUAGAGAGAAAUAUCCUGAUAGAAUACCUGUGAUUGUUGAAAAGGCUGAGAAGAGUGAUGUUCCUGACAUCGACAAAAAGAAGUAUCUUGUUCCUGCUGAUUUAACCGUCGGCCAAUUUGUUUAUGUUGUUCGGAAAAGGAUCAAGCUCAGUGCUGAAAAGGCUAUUUUUGUCUUUGUGAAGAACACUCUACCUCCAACUGCUGCAUUGAUGUCUGCAAUUUAUGAUGAAAACAAGGACGAAGAUGGUUUCGUUUACAUGACUUACAGUGGAGAGAACACCUUCGGGAAUCUUUAAGAGCUAUGAUAUAACUAAAUAGAACCAGAAAGGUGUAAAUUCUCAGCAGUCUGUUUCAGUAAAUGAUCUAAUCUUCUUUUUUUUUUUUUUAAGUCCUGGGGUUUUAAUUUGGCCUCUUAUUGGAAUUGAAUGAAUGAAGUGUUACUCAUUGUCCUUUGGAU